Eruca vesicaria subsp. sativa (arugula) is the source of this 3514-nucleotide messenger RNA. The record is from the annotation of a GenBank genome assembly. NCBI's taxonomy places the organism in Eukaryota, Viridiplantae, Streptophyta, Magnoliopsida, Brassicales, Brassicaceae.
CAACGACUUCAUUAAAUUUUCUCCAGUCCCCACUACCUUCUUUAGUGGAAUUGCAUUUUGAGUUUGCUUCUUUUUGAUACACCUUAAAGGCUUUUACCUUCCUCUCAAUUUCUCUAGUUUAUGUUGAAGAAGAAUCUAUUUUUUCCUCUGUAUAACCGGACAUGAAGCUGUCUCUUUCACUUGCUCUACUCAUGUUUUUCACCGUGGUUCUUGCUGAAGCCAGGUUUUCGAGUGAGACUGACAAGAAAGCUUUGCUUGAGUUCAAGUCCCAAGCCGCUGAGAACAACAGUGAGGUCUUGUCCUCAUGGAACAACUCCUCUCCGCUCUGCAGCUGGACUGGGGUUACAUGUGGUCAGAGACGAGAAAGAGUUGUGAGUCUAGACCUUGGAGGAUUCAAGUUAGCUGGUGUGAUCUCACCUUCCAUUGGUAAUCUCUCGUUUCUCAGGUUACUUAAUCUCGCAGACAACUCUUUUAGAAGUACUAUUCCUAAAGAGGUUGGGAUGCUGUUUAGGCUUCAGUACUUGAACAUGAGCUUUAAUCUUCUAGAAGGAAGGAUUCCACAUAGUCUCUCUAACUGCUCUACACUGUCCACCCUUGAUUUAACGUCAAACCAACUUGCACACAACAUUCCUCCAGAGCUAGGUUCGCUUUCUAAGCUUGUCAUUCUCUCACUUGCUAAGAACAACCUUACCGGAAAGUUUCCUUCAUCGUUGGGAAACUUAACCUCACUCCAGAAGCUUGAGUUUGCAUAUAACAAUAUGGAAGGGGAGAUUCCAGAAAACGUUGCUAGGUUGACUCAAUUGGUGUACUUCCAGAUAUCACAGAACAGUUUCUCAGGUGUUUUCCCUCAUGUGUUAUACAACCUCUCUUCUCUUGAGUAUCUAUCUCUAGGUGGCAAUAGCUUUUCAGGUGAACUUAGAGGUGAUAUUGGUGAUCUUCUUCCAAACCUAAGACAACUUUUUCUGGGAGAAAACAGAUUCACCGGAGCCAUCCCCAUAACACUUACCAAUAUCUCAACCCUUGAAAGGUUUCAUAUCUCAUCUAAUAACCUGACAGGAAGCAUCCCUUUGAGUUUUGGAAAGCUACGUAAUCUCUGGUGGUUAGGGAUUGCUCAAAACGCUCUGGGAAACAACUCGUUCAGUGAUCUUGAGUUUAUUGGUGGUUUAACUAACUGCACUGAGUUAGAGUUCUUAGACGCUGGUUACAACAGACUUGGAGGUGAGCUUCCUGCCUCCACAGCCAACUUGUCCACCAAGCUGACUAGUCUAAACUUGGGAGGAAAUCAAAUCUCUGGAACAAUUCCUCGUGACAUUGGGAAUCUCAUUAACCUGCAAGUACUCAGUUUGGAAGCAAAUAUGUUGACAGGAGAACUUCCUGUCUCUUUCGGGAAGCUUUUGGAGUUGCAGGUGGUGGAUCUGUAUACAAACUCAUUAUCUGGGGAGUUACCAUCUUACUUUGACAAGAUGACUCAGUUGCAAAAGAUUCAUUUGAACAGCAAUAGUUUCCAAGGAAGAAUCCCUAAGAGUAUUGGAGGUUGUAGAAACUUGCUAGACUUAUGGAUUGAUACAAAUAAGUUGAAUGGGAGUAUACCUCGAGAAAUACUGCAGAUUCCAUCUCUUACUUAUGUAGAUUUGUCAAGCAAUGUCUUAACCGGUUUUAUUCCGGAAGAAGUUGGAAAGCUAGAGCUUCUUGUUGGACUAGGUGUUAGCGACAACAAGUUAUCAGGACACAUUCCACAGACUCUAGGAGGUUGUCUCUCGUUGGAGUUUCUCUAUCUGCAAGGGAACUCGUUUGAGGGAGCCAUUCCAGAUAUAAGUCGGUUGGUCAGCCUUAAAAAUGUUGACUUCUCUAGAAACAAUCUCUCUGGCAGUAUACCUCAGUAUCUGGCUAAGUUUCCUUUGCUGCAAAAUCUGAAUCUUUCUAUGAACAAGUUUGAAGGAAGUGUGCCUACAACAGGAGUGUUUCGAAAUGCUACAGAAGUUUCUGUGUUUGGUAACAAUAAUCUAUGCGGAGGGAUCAGAGAAAUGCAACUAAAGCCAUGCACUGUGGAAGCACCAUCAAGGCCAAGAAAAUCUUUGUCACUUCGAAGAAAAAUUGCCAGUGGUGUUGGGAUAGGUGUGGCCUCACUUUUGUUAAUCAUAAUUGUGGCUUCUCUGUGUUGGUUCAAGAAGAGGAGAGACAAGAAGAAGAAGAGCAAUACUAGUAGUACUAACCUAUCUUAUUCUACUUCACUGGGAAAGUUCUAUGAGAAGUUAAGUUACAAAGAGCUUCAUGAUGCAACUGGUGGCUUCUCUUCAAGCAAUCUCAUUGGUUCAGGAAACUUCGGUAAUGUGUAUAAAGGAGUGCUUGGCGAUGAUAACAAACUCGUAGCUGUUAAAGUCUUGAACCUCUUGAAACACGGAGCAACGAAAAGCUUUAUGGCGGAAUGUGAAACUUUCAAAGGUAUAAGGCAUCGUAACCUUGUGAAACUGAUAACGGUCUGUUCAAGCCUCGAUUCAGAAGGAAAUGAGUUCAGAGCUUUGGUCUAUGAGUUCAUGCCAAAAGGAAGUCUGGAUAUGUGGCUGCAGCCACAGCCAGAAGAUCCUUCGAGAGCUUUAACAGUUCCAGAGAAACUUAACAUAGCGAUAGAUGUUGGUUCGGCUUUGGAGUAUCUGCAUGUUCAUUGUCAUGACUCAAUAGCUCACUGUGAUCUUAAGCCAAGCAAUGUUCUUCUUGAUGAUGAUCUUACUGCUCAUGUUGGUGACUUUGGUUUGGCUAGGCUUCUAUAUAAAUUCGAUCGAGAAUCUUUCCUAAGUCAGUUUAGUUCUGCUGGUGUCAGAGGCACCAUUGGCUAUGCCCCACCAGAGUAUGGAAUGGGAGGCCAACCAUCAAUAAAAGGAGACGUGUACAGCUUUGGAAUUCUACUUUUGGAGAUGUUCAUUGGAAAGAAACCGACGGACGAAUCAUUUUCAGGGGACUAUAACCUCCACAGCUACGCAAAGACUGUACUGUUAGGAGAUAUUGAGGAGGGUGGAGGUAGCAAUGCCGUUGAUGAGUGGUUGAGACUGGUUUUGCAGGUGGGAAUAAGGUGUUCUGAAGAAUAUCAAAGGGAUAGGAUGAAAAUGGAUGAAGCAUUACGUGAAUUAGUUUCAGUCAGAUCUAAGUUCUUUAGUACCAAGACAGAUGCUGCAGAAGAGCUAAGUCCCAGGGAUGCUGUGCAAAGUUCUCCUCAGGAAUGGAUGUUAAACGAGGACGUGCAUACGAUGUAAGACGAAAUACAAAUGACAUCACAAUCACCAUCUCAACUACUUCUGCUUCAUCCCAAACCGAAGCCCACUCACCUUCUCCUCUUUUCGUUUCCUUUUUGUUGUUUUUAAGCAUUUUCUUAAAAUAAGGUCUUUCUUAAAAAGCUCACUAAGUAGUAGCUAAACUUAGUUGACAAAGUUUUUUUUCUUUUUUUUCUUAAAAUAAGGUCUUUCUUAAAAAGCUCACUAAGUAGUAGCUAAACUUAGUUGACAAAGUUUAUUUUGCUUUU